AUGACCACCGCCACAGUGAAUGCAAAGGAUUUUGUUUCCAAACUCAUGACUCUCGUUCCGCAAUUUAUGGAGGCAGUAGAGGAAAAGCUACCAUUUGUCACAAAUCUAGAGGCGGAUCAUGUUUGCUGGAGAACUGAAACGACGGAAUCCUAUCAAGGCCUGGUUUUGGCACUGAAGGAAUAUCGUGAGAGUGACUUGCUGAUAGAAUCCGAGAUAGGAGGUCGCCCAAUCGCAACAUUUGAGUUCAAAGAAGGAAUUCGAUAUAAGGAAAGAUAUGUAAAGGUUCUUGAAAUUCCAUCACCGAAAGAGGGAUCGCCCUACAAAGAAGGUUUGGAGCAUGUGGAAUUUGUCAUCGGCGAAAGCUCCGACCAUGGCUCGUAUUCGCCAAUCAAUGAUACGAUACACAAAGCAACCCUAAAGAAGGUCAUGUUGGACCAUCCAGAAACCAAUUGGAAUACAAAGGCGAGCAGCAAGGAGGUAAACCCUGAUGUCUCCGUCAAGCUUGAUCUUUCAUCUUUUGGAACCUGUUCGGUAAAGUUUCAUCUACUACCGCUGGCUAAGGUGAUCGAAUACGAACUUGCACACGGGAUGACCUAA
Cylindrotheca closterium is the source of this 597-nucleotide messenger RNA. Lineage: Eukaryota; Bacillariophyta; Bacillariophyceae; Bacillariales; Bacillariaceae. The record is from the annotation of a GenBank genome assembly.